AUGCUGGACCUGGUUGUUCUGGAGCGGUUUCUGGCCCUUCUGCCCCUGCAGAUGGAGAGCUGGGUGCGGGAGUGUGGAGCAGAGACCAGCUCCCAAGCGGUGGCCCUGGUAGAAGGCUUUCUCCUGAGCCAGGCAGAGGAGCAGAAGGAGCAGGUCGAGUGGCAGUCCUUUGCUGUGGAGAUCCGAGAUCCUGCGGGAAGGAGGAAUCCAUCAAUUCCCUCUCAGGAGCUGUUUUUCAGGAGGAUCUCCUUGGAAGAUCCAAAUCAGGACAUCUCAGGAGGGAAGCAUGGAAGAAAGUUGACUCCUCUUUAUGGUGGAGUGGAAACCGUGGUUGAACCUCCAACUCAACAAGAGGGUCUUGUGUUCUUCAAGGACGUGGCCAUAUGUUUCUCCGGGGAGGAGUGGUCUCAGCUGGAUCCUCACCAAAAAGCGCUGCAUUGGGAAGUCAUGCUGGAAAACUAUAGGAACGUGGCCUCUCUGGGUAAGGGUUUCCUACCCUCCAAUCAGAGAGUUCAGCAAGACAUUUUGUGCUUAAAUGCCACCAGCUAUUGCUUACUAAAAAGUCUCCAACUCGAUGUCAUUUCUUUGGAGUGA
Molecule: messenger RNA, 594 nt
Organism: Python bivittatus (Burmese python)
Lineage: Eukaryota; Metazoa; Chordata; Lepidosauria; Squamata; Pythonidae
Source: RefSeq, a predicted model, not a curated record